CCGAUCUGGCAACCCUGGCCAUCACAACACAGCUGACUCGCUGAGGAGGAAUGUUGUGGUGACCAGUGUAGUGGGGAGUAGUGUUGUGGUGACCAUUGUUGUGGUGACCAUUGUUGUGGUAAAAAUUAGUGAAACAAAAUCUUCACCAUCCCUCCACACAAGUGCACCUAAUGUCCAGAGAGACGAAACAGCGGCACCACGGCGAGGAAUUGUUGCACACCAUGGACCAGGAGCUGAAGCCCGUCUACGCAAAGUACAGGCGUGAACUGAAGGUGUUGGGCAACGAAGAAGACAAGGAUGGUGGAGAUGGAACUGCAGAUGACAGAUCUUUAUGCUGUUCAUCAGGAGCAGGAACAGCCUGCAGGAAAUGUGCAUGAAGAUGGACUCAAGGGCGAGGACUGUAAAAAGCAAAAGUUGAAGGUGCCGAGGAGGAUCCUUCACUUCUCUGAUGGCACAUUGGAGGAGUACAGCACUGAUGAAGAGGAUGAGACUGAUAAUCGUCCAGAUACGCUUGCAUUAGUUGACCCGAAAAGCUUAAGGUGGGGACCAUGGCUGUAUUACUGGAUGCUGUAUACGGGGACAUCAGCGCUGUCUGCAUGUGAUUAUGUAGGCGAGGGUCUGGCCAACGUCUUGGGUAUUACAUCCCCAAAGUAUCAAUACGAGAUUGACGAGUACAAGAGAUGUGAGGAGGAGGAGAAAGCAGAGAGAGAGGAAACAGCUGCAGAGAUGGCUGGCUGGAUGACAACUGAGGCUGCAUCAAUAGUUGAUGGUGCCCAACCAAAGAUUGUUGUUUCUCCGGCCAUUCAGCAGCCACCAUCGCCAUCCCAUGCUAAAAAUCAGCAUGAUACUCAUCUACUUAGAGAAAAGAGUAGUGAAAUGGCAGAGGCAUCAUGUCAUGCAACCUCUAAUUCUUGCUCUCCUUCACUUGACACAAGUAAAGUAAAGGUCUGGAUGUCCAAGAUCAUGCCCAUGCCUCAAGACAUUCCAGACCACAAAGAUGAGGCUCCUCAGAAAAAAGCAGCAAAUGACUUGUCACAGUGUCAACGAUUCUAAUGACUGAGAUGACGGCAUCUUUAUCAUUCAGCCCCACCUACUGAAGGCAUCUUUAUCUUUCAGCCCCCAUGUACUGAAGAUGAAAACUUAGUUACUUAGUUAUCAAAUGAAAAAAAAAUAGAGGCAAAUAAAACAAUAAUGAGGUACUGUUUCAAGUUGUGAAGAGGGAAAGCUAUGUUUUUUUUUUUUUAUGGAACUGGGUUUAAGUUAUUAUUUUUAAAGAUAAAUAUGAAGGCUCUUCACAAAUUAUAUGAGACAAAGAGCCUAAUAAAGAUGCAAUUAAAAUAUUGUCAUCUCUCUUAACAAACUUGUUCUAGUUUCCAUUCUGUUUAGCAAUAGAUCAUUCAAACAUAAAAAUCAAAUUUUAACAAAGUGAACAUAGACUUUCCCUAGUGGUAGAAUUAUAAUAAAUAAGAACACUUUCAUUGUAUAUGCAUAUCAUGGUUGAUAAGAAUUAAUGCACAGUUUGUUAUACUUCUUACAAACUUGGGAGAGUACAGCCAUGAUAAUGGAGUACGAGAAGACCGAUCAGUGGCGAUGCCCAGCCACAGUUAAGGCGAUGCAUUGCAUGGCUCAACAGCAGCUUUAAAAAGUUUGGAUCUAUAUCUGCAACCAAAACCUUUAACCCUUCAUAUGAUCAUGACAAUCAGGGACAUUCACACCAUUUAUGAUCACACCUGCUCAAGACAUUGAGGGAUCUUUUAAUGUACUGCAUGAAAUUUAAAACUCCUGUGAGCACACAGGGCUCGAGCCCCCAGUAAAUGGGUACCAUCUUGGGGAAAAAAAAUCAUGGAGACUCAUCUUGGAUGUUAGGGAGCCGAGUGUUGAGAGUGCAACCAUGAGUAGGACAUGCAGCAGUAGCUCACAUCACUUCAGCUCAUGUCCACACCAUCACUUAAAAAUUAUAAUAAAUAAAUAACUAUGAUUAAUGAUAGUGUCAUAGAAAAUCCUGACUGGUUACCUUGAGGUGAUUUCAGGGCUUAGCAUUCCCACGGCCGAGUCCUCGACCAGGUUCCCCCUCCUCAUUGCUAGCCUGGUCAACCAGUCUAUGUACAUGGUUCAGAUAUCAGUAAAUACAAUGCUGGUUAUGAUGUUCACAGCAUGGGGCAGACAGCACAUAGCCACAGCUUGGUGUGUGUAUGUAUCAUGGAACUGGACCCCCCUUGUUCUUUUAGAAAAUGAAUUUUGUAAAAUGAUUCAGAUUCAGGAUUUUGAUAAUAGGAGUGUUAUGGAUAGUUAGCGGUAUGUGCAGUAUAUCGGGAGGCACUGCAUUAUUAGGUGGUGUCAGUAACUGACUUGCGUGCGGUGCCAUGCUUUGUUUAGAUUUCAAAGCACAAUUACAUCAAAUAAAUAAACCACCUCCACCAGAACUGCUUAGUGGUAUGUAAUGGUGCAUAAAAAUGUAGUUAUAAAUUAUGUGUAUACAGUGUUCAAAAAGUGCAAAAAAGUAUGUUUUUACUGUUCAAAAAAUAUAUUGUGCACAUAUUACUGUAGUGACAAAAAUACUGUAUAUUUGUGCAUACCUAUGUUUUGCACAUUCUGUGAUAUAAAUAACAUUAUUGAAAUCCCAAUGCCUCAUUACAGUUGAAAACAUAGUAAAAGCAUUAAAAAUACUAAAAAUAUAUAUAUAAUUUAUUCAAUGUGUACAGUUACAACUUUAUGCAAACUAUGUGGGUUUAGGAUGAACUGUGAUCACUGGUUCAUUAUUACUAUACCCACUAGAACUGCUUAAUGGUUCAUAAUGGUGUAUAAAAUAUAGAUAGUUACAUGGAUACACAAGUUACAUAUAAUAACACGAAAAACAUUGUGUUUGGGGUUAUAUGUAUUAUAUGAAACGUUAUCGAAGAAUAUAAAAUGGUGCGCAUACUAGUGACAUGAAUAUAUUUGAGCAUACGAAUGUUCCACACAUUUUAUUAUAUAAAUUUCUCGAAUUUCUAUUCAAUUUCUAUUGAAUAAUUUUACUGCAAAAAAAAAAAAGUGAAAAAGACACACCAGUGACAAUGAAAUAAAUAUGUAAAAAUUAUUUUUGUGGUAACUCCUGCCCCCAUGCCUGGCCCAGGGUAACCUCCAUUGGACAAUUGCUCCAUGAACACGUGAACUGUGACAUCAUCAUGAUUCCUUACUCCUGGAGGCUAAAGUAAGUCACAUAAAUUUUGUUAAUGUUUCCAUGGUCAGAGAAUUCAUUUUAACAAUUCUGUACAGACAACUACGUCCUUUCCAGACACCUCUUAUCUUGAUAUGCCUGUUACUCAUUUUAGGUUUGUCCAAAUAUAAUUGUGCAAUAAACUAGUGAGACGAGCAGUCGGUCCAAAUAAAAAAUGUGUGAUUUAGUGGAGUGUGGGAGUGGUACAAGUACUCUACAUCUGAGGGUACCUCAUCAGUCUUGUCCGACUCUCAGGCUGGACAGGCUGCACAGACUGCCAGAGACAAUGUUGGACAAGCAGAUGAUGAUUACAUGUCUCAUUCCUGUUCAACCCUUCCCCCUUCCACAGCUCGCUCCAUAUGACUGUUAACACCUGCUGUAGGAUGAUGUAACAUCAUAUGCCUUAAGUUGUCAUACCCCCAUAUUUUCUUGUAAAUAUAUAAAUGAAUAAAUAACCAAACAAAUAUAAAGUUUGUUUUGUUAUUUACAAUUUGUUACGUUAGCAAGCAUGUUCCGCACCACCUCAAACCCUCCUACCAUUAACCACCCCUCCCCGAUCCCUCCCCAACUAGGGUUACUGUAAACCUGUGGGCUCGUACCAGUUGUGUCCAUCUGUAGUUUACCGAAGAUGUGUAAGAUCCACCACUCUCACAGCGACACCACUCACACACUUUUUACCCAGUGGCUCUUUUUGGUUGCUUUAACAUCAAAUGUCAUCAGUGGAUGAUGUAAGAUUGACGUUAAAGCAACCAAAAAUGUCCACUGUACAUGCCUAUGUACAACACCCAUACAUGUUGGCACCUGUAUGCAGGCACUCGUAUGCAGGCACUCAAAUGGCAAUACCCACACACACAUGGUAAUACCCAUACCUAUAUGACAUUACCCACACAGCAAUACCUACUCCCACAUGGCAAUACCCACACCCACAUGACAAUACCCACACCUGCAUGCCAGUACCUAUAGCCUUGUGCAAAUACCCACACCCAUAUACUAAUAUCUACAUCCACAUUCAAAGACCUCCCUCCCACUCGAAACACCCUGCAUCCACACCUGAUUCUCCCAACACCCACAGUCACUGCCCACACCCACACCUACUCCCAACACCCCCACACAAAUUUUCAGAGCUUCUCAUAAUCAUGAGUAUAACAUAAAAUAAUGGAGGAUUUCCCCGUCAAUUUGUCAAGUAUCCCAUAUAUUUUCUGGACAACUAACUGCUUAUCCCAACACAACCAGUUACUUGUCCUGUCUUGGUCCCAAGGCAUCCUGAAAGCAUGUGGUUAUGUAUAUUAGAGAGAAAAUCAAUUUUGGAAUUUUUUAUUGUGGCCUGGUCAGAGACCAGGCUGUUGGGACCUUGAUCUCCGGAAUCAAUGCAAGGUAACCACACCAGGGUAUUGUCUCAUAAAGAUGGGCACAGUCGAAGGGUUAAAGUUAAAAUUUUGAUGACCUAUAAACACACUUGUAAACACUGAGCAGUGAAUUUGUGUGUGUGUGUGUGUAAUUAGUGUAAAUGAAAUAUACUUGAAGGUUAAAAAAAGAUUCUGAGUUAGAAACAAAGUAAAUUUUGACCUUAAAUCAUAUGCCUGAUUUGAUCUGACCUGAUCUAAUGUAAUGUAAUAUCAUCUGAUCUAUCAUCUGACCUAACCUGACUGGUGAAGAAAGUGUGUUCAAGAUAAUUUGAGAAGAGGAAAGCUAGGAGGAAGGUGGGUUAACAUGGUGAGUGUGGAUAACUCUCGAGACAUGGUAAGGAACAAGGCUGGGUGGAAGUGGCUUGUAUAAACGGAGUGAAUAUAUUUGUAUAUAAACUACAUGACAAUUCAUGAGGAGCACUUAUUAACUCUUGGGUGGGUCACAAUUCUUGGCUCUAGGCCACCACACUGCACAAUUCUUAAAAUGUUUGACAAAUAAGAUAAGCUAGUGCUUUGUCAAUGAGUUUAAAAUAUUAAAAAAAAAAAAGUCUAUGCUGGAUUUCAAAUUAAUUCAAUUCUGCUAAUGGUGUAUUGGUCCAUAAAAUAUGGAUGAAGUUACCUUUAAUUUUGCAUUUCAUUUCUUGCAAGAUUGAAGAAAAACAUAAUAAAUGUGAAGAAAUUAUUAAAAAAAUUCAAACAUAUUUUGAAUAAAUAUUUUUUGAGUGCCACAUGCUCCAAAAUUCUUCUAAUUAUUUAAAUGUAUUUUAUAUAUACAUGUAAUAGGUUUUUAUCAUUUAAUUAGGUUAUAAUAACCCAAGAGAUGCCACUUGUUGAUAAAUAAAGGGAUUUAUAAUCAAAAUCCAAUUUCCUUGUGGUAAAUUUCUGUAGUGCAAGUUUCACAUGAAAUAAGUAUGAUCUGUCCCAGAUAAACCAAAGAACAGUAUGUCAUAAAGUAAGCCUUUCAGGGAUUGAACUUUGCUCUUUGGUACCGCCUCUCAAUCAUCAAUCAACUGGUGUAGAGGUUCCCGAGCCUAUUGGGCACUAUCAUAUCUCCAUUUGAAACCUUAUAGUCUGUCUCCACUGUUUUGUGCACGCAUGUGUGCGUGUGUGUGUGUGUGUGUGUGUGUGUGUGUGUGUGUGUGUGUGUGUGUGUGUGUGUGUGUGUGUGUGUGUGUGUGUGUGUGUGUGUGUGUAAUUACCUGUGUAGUUACAUGAGAGCUGUGCUUGUGGUGUCACAUCUUCCCGGUACUCUAUCAUAUAAUGCUUUGAAACUACUGAAGGUUUUGGCUUCCGCCACCCUCUCACUCAACUUGUUUGAAGAAUCUACCACUUUGUUUGCAAAAUUGAACUUUCUAAUGUUUUUUCGGCAGCUUUGCUUCCUUAGUUUAAAAGUAUGUUCCCCUAGUUCUUGAAAUUGCAGUUUACAAAAGUUCUUCUUUGUCAGUUUGUCGAUUCCUGUUAGUGAUCAUAUCAUAUCUCUCUUUUUUUUCUUCUAUCUUUGGCAUAUUGAACACCUCUCAUCUCUCCUCUUAACUCUUGCUUUUUAGUUCCAAAAACCAUUUAGUUACUGUACAUGUCUUUGCACCAUUUCCAAUUGAUAUGCUUCUUGAGAUAUGGGUACCAUACAACUGCUGCAUAUUCUAAUUUUGGUCUCAAAUGUUCACAAUUUCUUUAAUAUUUCACUAUCUACAUGCAGGAAUUAAGAGAUUCGAAAGUUGAAAAGUGUAGCAUUCCUCACACAAUAUUCUUCUUGUGAUCCUCGGGUGACAGUUUUCUAUCCAGAACCACCUCUAGAGCUCUUUAUCAGAAUUCUAAGUUUUUUCCUCAUAAUUUGUAGGUUGUGUGUAGUCUGUUUUCUCUUAUUCCACAUUCCAUAACAUGGCAUUUAUUCAGAUUAAAUUACAUUUGCCAAGCGUUACUCUAUACACUUUGUCCAGGUAUUCUUGUUAGGCAUAACAAUCAUCAAAGUUUCUUAUCUUCCCUAGUAACUUGGCAUUAUCAGUAAACAUGGUCAUAUAAUUCUGUAUACUUUCUGGUAUACUGUUUAUAUAGACAAUGAACAUUACUGGUGCUAAUCAUGAACCCUGUGGUACUCCACUAGCAACACUUCUUCAGUCUAAUAUUAGCCUCUCAUUACUGCCUUCAUUUUUCUAUAAAAAUAAAUUUCAUCCAUGUCUGAAGUGUAGUUACGGGGUGAGAGCUACAAUCGUGCUGUCCCAUCUUCCCAGUACUCUUGUCAUAUGACUCUUUGAAACUGCUGAUAUGUUUGCCAUCCACCACAUUCUCAAAUAACUUGUUCCAACUGUCUACCGCUCUGUUUGCAAAAACGAGAACUUUAUAAUAUUUUUUUUGUCAACUUUGCAUCUUUAGCUUGAAUUUAAUCCCUCUUGUACUUGAUGUUGCAGUUUCAAAAAACCCUUUUUGUCAAUUUUGUUGAUUCCUGUUAUAGUA
This is a messenger RNA of Procambarus clarkii (red swamp crayfish), 7053 nucleotides long. Its product is annotated as protein FAM177A1. The record is from RefSeq and is a predicted model, not a curated record. Lineage: Eukaryota; Metazoa; Arthropoda; Malacostraca; Decapoda; Cambaridae.